AGCGGGUCCGCGUAAGUCCUCAAGUCCCGCAGCAGCAGCAGCAUGGCGUUCUUCACUCACCAGGUCUGCAGAGGCUUUUCCUCCUCGGCCGUCAGGAAUGUUGUUAUCAAAAAUGUCACGAUCAUCGGAGGGGGACAGAUGGGAGCAGGGAUUGCACAGAUUGCUGCAUCAACUGGCCACUCUGUGACGCUGGUGGACACAAACGAAGAUAUCCUUAAAAAGGCCGUCAAAGGGAUUGAAGGGAACCUUAGACGAGUGGUGAAGAAGAAGUUUGCCGAUAAGCCCGAGGCAGGUGAAGAGUUCAUCCAGAAAACUCUGCAGAACAUGUCGACCUCGACAGAUGCUGGAUCUGCCGCUCAGAGCUCAGAUCUCGUGGUGGAGGCCAUCGUGGAAAAUCUAAAAGUCAAACAGGAUCUCUUCGGCGGGCUUGACAAGCUGGCACCAGCACACACCAUCUUCGCCAGCAACACAUCGUCCCUGUCCGUCACUGACAUCGCCAGCUCCACCAACAGGCUCGACAGAUUCGGCGGCCUUCACUUCUUUAACCCGGUCCCUAUGAUGAAGCUUGUCGAGGUCAUUGCAACCUCAGCUACAAGCCAAGAGACGUUCGAUUCCCUCGUGAACUUCAGCAAGAAGAUCGGGAAAACAACGGUGUCCUGCAAGGAUACACCAGGGUUCAUUGUAAACCGCCUGCUUGUUCCCUACAUCAUGGAGGCCAUCAGGAUGUAUGAGAGAGGUCAUGGAUCCAAAGAGGACAUCGAUAUCGCCAUGAAACUGGGGUGCGGUUACCCCAUGGGCCCCUUUGAGCUCUCAGACUACGUCGGACUGGACACCAUGAAGUUCAUCAUGGAUGGUUGGUCGGAAGCCAAUCCUGACAACCCGCUCUUUGGUCAGAGUGAAGUCGUGAACAAGUUGGUUGCAGAGGGGAAGUGGGGCAAAAAGACUGGAGAAGGAUUCUACAAGUACAAGUAACUGCUGGUUUUGUGGAGACAGGCUCUAACAAAGACUGAUGAGAAUCAUUAAUUUAAAAAAACUGUCUGUGCCUUCUGUUAUAAAGGUUGACUUUUGUCCUAUGAAUGAAAUCUUUUUGUGAUGAGAUUUAAUCUGAUUAAAAUAGAUUUUAUCAAAUGCUUGGUGUCUGUUGUUGGCUGCUGUGCAGAUAUAGACUUGGGUGACAGUUAUCAGUUACUUUAUAAUUAGUUACCCCCCAACAGUGAAGUUAGAAAGGUUGCCCCUACAGUUGCAGAUCAAUGUUAUGUUGGUAAUAAAAAACAUUGUGAACAUAUUAAAGUGUAUUAAAUACAACUUAAGUUUUUCUGUAUGUACCUAGGAAAUGCAUCUUUGAAUAAGACUUGAUGAAUUCAGUUUUACAAAA
Molecule: messenger RNA, 1375 nt
Organism: Centropristis striata (black sea bass)
Lineage: Eukaryota; Metazoa; Chordata; Actinopteri; Perciformes; Serranidae
Gene: hadh
Product: hydroxyacyl-CoA dehydrogenase
Exons: 8
Coding region: 43-972 (309 amino acids)
Biological process (GO): fatty acid beta-oxidation
Cellular component (GO): mitochondrion
Molecular function (GO): (3S)-3-hydroxyacyl-CoA dehydrogenase (NAD+) activity; NAD+ binding
Source: RefSeq, a predicted model, not a curated record